AUGGCACCAAAGAUGAAGAGCUUCCUCAGCUGCUUGGUCCUUGUAGCAUCUGUUGUCAACGCCCAGCUCGCAUCGACUGGCUUCUCUCUGGCUUACAACGACAUCUACUACUAUGUGUCGCCACAUGCUGUGGGCAACAUGUCCGUCGACGUGGCUGCCUUGCGAUGGAUUGAGCCGGAUCUUGCUGCCACCGUUGCCAACUUCUCGCAAACGGAUGAUGUCUACUCGGACCUCUUUGCAAGUACCAUGGUAUAUGCAGGCGCCGAGACGGGGACCAGCGGCGACUUCAGAACUCUGGCCCUAGAGUCGACCUCUUUACCAUCUGGUCCAUAUUUCCUGGAAGCAUCGACGGGCAUGUUGUAUGAGACAUAUCGCCUGUACUCAGACCACACAGGAGCGUUCAUUGCUUCGCUGCUGCAAUCACCCGAAGGCACCUUUUCGCCCUUAUCUGCGCAGAUCCCUGGGGCUGAUGCCCUCAGUAUCGGUGUUCCAUCAAGGCUGUAUUCCACAAAAACAGCCGAGAAGCCACUUGCUGGUGUACGCAUUGCAGUCAAGGAUAUUUUCGAUGUUGCUGGAAUGAAGACUGGCUGCGGCAGCAGGGCUUACUAUAGCCUCUAUCCCGAAGCCAAUGCCACGGGCGUGGCCAUGCAGCGAUUGUUGGAUGCAGGUGCAGUGUUCGUUGGGAAGACAAAGACGUCACAGUUCGCAAAUGGUGAAUCUGCUACAGCCGACUGGGUGGACUAUCACUCACCUUUCAAUCCUCGCGGCGAUGGCUAUCAGCAGACAUCAUCCUCUUCGGCAGGCUCCGGCUCUGCCAUGGGAACCUACGAGUGGCUUGAUCUUGCGAUCGGCAGCGACACUGGUGGUUCGAUCAGAGGGCCAAGUUCUGCGCAGGGACUGUUCGGAAAUCGGCCAUCUCAUGGCCUGGUCGAAUUGACUGGUGUAAUGCCUUUGGCUGGGGCACUCGACACCGCAGGUUUUCUUACUCGCGACCCAUACAUCUGGAACGCUGCGCAAGCAGUGAUGUACGCAGAAAACUACGUUCAGCCUACGAACAAAACGUACCCGAAGAAAGUGCAGCUCUACACUGGCUAUCCGAAGAACGCCUCCGCUAGCAAUGCCUCCGAGAUCCUCGUUGGAUUUGCGGACAAAUUGGCCGAUUUCCUUGGCGCUGAGACGUUAGACUUCAAUAUUACUUCUGCUUGGGAAGACACGCACCCUGAAGGAGUACCUGACAGCCUUGCAGCUUUCGCGAAUCUCACAUAUGCUGCGCUCAUUGGGAAAAAUCAGACUGGGCUUUUGCGGGAUCGCUUUUACGAAGACUAUGCCGCUGCGCAUGAUGGUCGUACUCCCUUUGUCAAUCCUUCACCACGAAUUCGGUGGGCCUGGGCUGACACACAGGACGAUUCGAUCUUCGACGAAGCUCUCACGAACAAGACGAUCUUCAUGGACUGGUUUAACAGCGAAGUCGUACCCGCGACGAACGACUCAGCCUGUUCUGACUCCCUCAUGCUCUAUGUCGGCGCUACAGGCGGCGACGGAUCACUCACGCCUCGAGAUACAUACUUUACAGCCCCCGGAACCUCCUUUUACUCAAAUGCUUCGAACCACGAAGAGUAUCUGCCAGUCGCAGUCGAGGUGAUUGCGGCGAAGGGCUGCGAUGGGAUGUUGACAAGCUUGGCGAUCGACUUGGUCGAGGCCGGCAUUAUUACUAUCCCGAAGCCCGGUCAGACGCUAGCUGACGGAGGGGAGAUACUGGUGCGGAGGGAGCUUGAUAACUAG
Messenger RNA from Cyphellophora attinorum, 1782 nucleotides. Its product is annotated as Amidase 1. The record is from RefSeq and is a predicted model, not a curated record. Lineage: Eukaryota; Fungi; Ascomycota; Eurotiomycetes; Chaetothyriales; Cyphellophoraceae. The transcript is spliced from 3 exons. Bases 1 to 1782 code for a protein of 593 amino acids.